CUUUAUUCUAAACAAUUUUGUUUAAUUUAAAAUCGGAAAUAAAAUUAUGAAACCCUAGCCUCUCCGUUUGGUUCCCGAGAAAUUAAAAGCUUGAGAUUUAAAGAAAGAUGGAGGACCUUUUUGUUGGGAUUCUUACUAUGCUUCUUAUUGUUGCGUUAAUUCCACUCUUCCUGUGGAAACGCCGUCGGGAUUCUCAAUCACAAGAUGAAAAUGAAGAAGAGCGUGAGGUUCCAAGGAGGGAAACAGUUGUACGCGCUACUGGUGCUCGUAGAAUGCGUCGGAGACCCGCUGCUGGAGCUAGCACAUCAACAGCUGCAGCAGCAGCAAGUGUUGAAGAAACUGCUGCUGAAAGUGAUGAAGAAGUUGUUGCGGGUGAGUAUGAGGCCAAAGCAUCAACGAAAAAGGAAAAGAAACGGCAAGAGCGUGAAGCACAACGCCAGGCUGAACAAGCUGCAAGAGAGUCAAGGCUAACUAAACAGGACCGGUAUGCAGAAAUGCGAAGGAGGAAGGAUGAGGAACGUGAGGCAAAUGAGCGUAUGCUGGAAGAAGAAGCCAUGGCUCGAAAGGCCAGGGAGGAGGAAGCUGCUGCAUUAGAGUUUGAGAAGUGGAAAGGUGAAAUUUCAAUUGAUGCUGAAGGUACUACAGAGAAUGAAGUGCAGGAUGGAAAUCAGGACAUGCUUUCUCAUUUCGUUGAAUACAUAAAGAACCACAAAUGUGUUCAAUUAGAAGAUAUUGCUGCAGAAUUCAAGUUACGCACUCAGGAAUGUAUCAAUCGGAUCACCUCCCUGGAGAGUAUGGGGCGACUUUCUGGAGUAAUGGAUGAUAGAGGAAAAUACAUAUACAUCUCACAGGAAGAAAUGAAAGCUGUUGCAGACUAUAUCAAGCGUCAGGGGAGGGUUAGCAUUUCACACUUAGCUAGUAAGUCCAACCAGUUCAUUGAUUUGGAGCCAAAAGCCCAGUUUGUUGAGGAAAUCAGCAACGUGGAGGAGAUCAGUGUCUCUUGACCCAAGUGUAUCUAUGUCAUAGAUUUAUAGUAGUGGUACACCAAGUGCACAAUGAAAAAGUAAAGAGGCUUUUAUUCGCUUUUGUGUACAUGCCUUCUACAUGAUUAACAACACACACAUCUUUUGCUGCGAAGAAAUGCAAUAGUUUGACACUAGGCUUCUAUACACUAUUCUGCCAAAAACAAGAAGCAGAGAAAAUUUUACUUAAAAACUCCACAUUGCUAAUGUGUUGACAUUUUAUAAUGUUUCUUCGGCAAGAACUCGACAAGUUUUGAUUAAUUUGAAGAAACAAGGGUCCAAUACCCUAUUCUCUUGUA
Molecule: messenger RNA, 1321 nt
Organism: Quercus lobata
Lineage: Eukaryota; Viridiplantae; Streptophyta; Magnoliopsida; Fagales; Fagaceae
Product: DDRGK domain-containing protein 1-like
Exons: 9
Coding region: 108-1004 (298 amino acids)
Molecular function (GO): ubiquitin-like protein ligase binding
Source: RefSeq, a predicted model, not a curated record